Messenger RNA from Balaenoptera musculus (blue whale), 1944 nucleotides. RefSeq names its product sperm-associated antigen 1-like. Lineage: Eukaryota; Metazoa; Chordata; Mammalia; Artiodactyla; Balaenopteridae. The transcript has 2 exons. Gene Ontology annotation, molecular function: protein binding. Gene Ontology annotation, cellular component: cytosol. Gene Ontology annotation, biological process: axonemal dynein complex assembly. The record is from RefSeq and is a predicted model, not a curated record.
AUGGUUCGCCGAGGCGGCUCUCAGGUACUCGGCGGGAUCGCGCAGCUGGAGCCUGCAGGAAGUGGAAGUGCAGAUGAUCUGAGUAUCUUAUAUUCAAACAGAGCAGCAUGUUACCUAAAAGACGGAAACUGCAGUGGCUGCAUUCAAGACUGUAACAGGGCUCUGGAACUUCAUCCAUUCUCAAUCAAGCCUCUUCUUCGACAAGCAAUGGCCUAUGAAACUUUAGAGCAGUAUCAGAAAGCUUAUGUGGAUUAUAAAACAGUGUUGCAAAUAGACUGCGGAAUCCAGAUAGCAAAUGACAGUGUUAACAGGAUAACAAAAAUGUUAAUGGCCCUGGAUGGACCAAGCUGGCGGGAGAAGCUGUCGCCCAUUCCUGCUGUGCCCACUUCCGCACCAUUGCGAGCUUGGCGGCCUGUGGCAGAGACGCCCCCAGACCAAGUGGGAGAUUCCUGCAGCCAUCACCAACCGGGCAUCACAGAUGAAAAAAUGUUUAAAACCCUUAAAGAAGAAGGAAAUCAAUGUGUAAAGGACAAAAGCUAUAAAGAUGCCCUUAGUAAAUACAGUGAAUGCUUAAAGAUUAACAACAAGGAAUGUGCCAUUUAUACAAACAGAGCCCUCUGUUACUUGAAGCUGGGCCAGUUUGAAGAGGCAAAGCAGGGCUGUGACCAGGCGCUUCAGAUAGAUCUCAGCAAUGUGACAGCAUGCUAUAGAUGAGCUCUUGCUCACAAAGGACUCAAGAAUUAUCAGAAAAGUUUAAAUGAUCUCCAUAAAGUUCUCCUACUAGACCCAAAUAUUAUUGAGGCAAAAAUGGAACUGGAAGAGGUCACCAGAAUCCUGAAUGUUCAGGAUAAUGCAGCAUCAUUCAACAAAGAAAAGGAGAGAAGGAAAAUUGAGAUUCAAGAGGUGAAUGAAGGCCGUAAAGAGGAGCCUGAAAGGACCUCGGAGGACGUCUCCACUGACUCCCGUGCUUCUGAGAAGGGGGACACAAGCAACGGGCCCCGAGAAUUCUAUGAGAAACUACCAAUCCCCAAGCCUAACAAUGCCUACGAAGUUGGCCAGGUUAUAAACGCCGUCAGUACUAGGAAAGAUAAAGAAGCCUGUGCACACCUGUUAGCCAUCACUGAACCGAAAGACUUGCCAGUGUCGUUGAGUAACAAACUUGAAGGGGAUACAUUCCUGCUCCUCAUCGAGUCUCUGAAAAAUAAUCUUAUUGAUAAAGAUCCUUCUUUGGUAUAUCAGCAUCUUUUAUAUCUGAGUAAAGCAGAAAGGUUUAAGAUGAUGUUGACACUGAUUAGCAAGGGCCAAAAGGAGCAGAUUAAACAGCUCUUUGAUGACCUCUCAGACACACCAAACAAACAUUUUACUUUAGAAGAUGUGCAGGCCCUCAAAAGGCAGUAUGAGCUUUAAAUAAAGAUUAUUGUUAGAUUUCUUCCAUGCAUGUAUAUGUUCCAGUAAUGCUAAUGAGAUGGUAUUGUAAUAGAGUUGCAUGGAUAAAAGCUGGCUUAGAAAAGAUCCCUUGGUCUGGACUAUAAGAUAUUUUACUUAUUUUUAUACAUAGAACACAUAUAUUCUACAAUCUGCUUUUUAUUAGUUGUAAAUAUUUUCUUAUGUACCAGAGCUAACAUCUUUAUAUUUAAUAAUAAGUAUAUCUGGAACUUGUUAAGAUGCAUUUUAAUUUAUAUUAUACAUUUUCUUUUAAUAACUUACUUGUUAAAAUUUUGAGUUAAAUUACACUUCUUUGGGCUAUGAAGGAGUCCUGUUAAGUUUGAUAGAAAUGUAUUUCUUUACAGUUCAUUUUUAAAAGUGAAAAUCAUUAACAGUGAUUAUUACAUCACUUUUAUUUCCUGCUAAGAUAUAUAUAAAUCCCAUUUUAUACUACUUGUGGAUUACAGGCCUCUAAGAUGAAAUGUAACACUUAAGUCUAUAAUAUGAAAUGAUUAUUAA